Messenger RNA from Daucus carota subsp. sativus, 2339 nucleotides. Its product is annotated as protein MAIN-LIKE 1-like. Bases 1 to 2187 code for a protein of 728 amino acids. Gene Ontology annotation, biological process: meristem development; meristem maintenance. NCBI's taxonomy places the organism in Eukaryota, Viridiplantae, Streptophyta, Magnoliopsida, Apiales, Apiaceae. The transcript is spliced from 5 exons. The record is from RefSeq and is a predicted model, not a curated record.
AUGGAUGUCGGUCGUUCUGGUCCCGGACCUUUAGACGGGAGUUUGUUGACAUUACAGUCUGUGCACAGGUCUCAGGUUGUGUGGGACAACAUAGAGCCACCCCCUGAUUUCAGAUUGAGGACAAACUUUGGGGAGUAUUGGAAGGCAGUUCGAGCCCACAGACCGCAUCAGAUGAUCAUGGAUGCAAUCAGGGAUUUAGGAUUUGAUUGCAUAUUUAGGCUGGGACAGUUCAAGCACGACAGGGGUUUGAUUACAGCCUUUAUCGAGAGAUGGCGUGGAGAGACGCACACCUUCCACCUGCCGUUCGGAGAGGCCACUAUCACUCUUGAGGAUGUUCAUCACAUUCUCGGGUUACCCACUGAGGGUGAUCCACUGAUCCUCCGUGGAGCGAGUACCAGCGUGGAGGAAAGGCGCGUGCUAGUAGGCGAAUUUCUUGGGCUAUUACCAGAAGCCAAGGACGAUGUUAACCGAGGUGGUUUAAAGAUCAAAUGGCUUGUGGAUAACUUCGGGUCUUGUGAGCGGUUGGAGCAGUUGGAUCCAGAGGAUAUAGGUUAUGGUGUACAGCUUACCUACCAUAUUCGGGCGCACCUACUAUGCGUUAUUGGAUCAUUGUUCCCCCACAGCAGCGGGAACCGCGUGCAGCUUGACCUUCUAUGGUUAAUGAGGGACAUGGACCAGCUGCGUCGGUAUAGCUGGGGUAGUGCUGUUCUUGGCUUCCUAUACCAGAAGCUAUGUUCUUCUAGCAGGGCUAACUGUACUGAUUUCUGUGGCUACGCCACAUUGGUACAGGUGUGGAUUUACGAGCGCUUUCCGUCACUAGCGCCUAGGCACAGGGGUCAACCCUUGUUCGAGUACCCGCUGGCGCUGAGGUGGAAGGCGCCACUUAGGCGUUGUCAGGUGCCGCAUGCGCAGAGCCGCAUGACACAAUAUGAGUUGGAUGCGUUGACACCCCGACAGUUUCGAUGGAGGCCAUAUGCUGAUUUACCUGCAGAGCAUCACCCGGAGGCCACUGUGUACUUGCGUUGGACGGCUCCCGCCCCCAUGAUGUACAUGUCCUACGUCGAGUGGUGCUACACGGACAGGGUGACGAGGCAGUUUGGUUUUAUGCAGGGUGUACCAUAUUCCUCUCCCUACCCUAAUCAUCAGGACCUGCACGACCACUACAACGAGCAGGUUGAUUGGAUGUACGCGAGGGAGCCAUUUGUUGAUCUUUGGGAUACGCGCAUGGAGCGUGCCCUCGCAUCUCCUCCACUUAUGCAUGGCGAGGGUUGCACUGCCUCAUACCUGCCAUGGUUCCACAGGGUCACACGUCGAAUCAUCAUUAACCCCUUACACUGGCCACAGCAGGAGGGUGCCUUCCAGGGAACACAGCUCUCGACACAGGAACUGGAGGAGCAGUUAUCCGCUAUGCAGCGUGCCAUUGACCCUUAUGCUCCUGAUUUGGGUCUGGCAAACCAUAUUUUACAGGAUAUGGUUACUCGUGUACAGCGUCGACCUGCGGAACAGGCCCCUGCCAGACCUAGGGCACGGGCUCCUGGUGGGCGUAGGGGACGACCACCAGUCACACCGGUAGUGCCCGAAGAGGGCACUUACUACACCCAUGUGGGUAGCUCACACCUUGCAGGCACCUCACAUUCUGCAGGUCAUGAUGGAGCAGGUACUUUUGAGGCUGGUGGUUGGUCUCCAUUCAUUCAGCCUUCUACAUCUGAGGGGGUUCCAUGGCCCCAAAGGAGCAGAUUAGGGGAUGAUGAGGCACAGGACGAUGAGGGUCCGUCACAGGAUCACUUGGCAGAGUCAUAUGUAUAUCGUCCUGACAUGUCAUUCUUAGAGGAUCACACACCUCCCCCAUUCACCCAGGACCCGUCCUUUGGGAGCAGUACAUACAGAUUCGGGAGUCCACCUGUCACGUUCACUCCGAUGAUGUCCACCAGCGGCCAGGGUUUUACCACACCUUUACCCGCUUUUGCUGCAUUUGCGGGGGAUAGUAGCCCCUGGGCGUACGCACCUGUGCGUCCACCGAGAGCAGCAGCACAGCCGUCGGAGGUUGAGGAUGAGUCUGACGAUGAGGAGUCUGACGAUGAGGAGCCAUCCGAGCAUGAGCAGAGACAGCAGCCACCUAGAGCUGCGAAGGGGAAGGGUCGUAGAUGUUACACUGGAAGUCACUUCUUCGGGCAUACGAAGAAGUAGGCUUUUUGGCUUCCCCUCGUAUGUACUUUGUUUAUGUGUAUGCACUUUUAUUAUGCAUUUGAUAAUGCAUUAUGUUUAUCUUUAUGUACUUUUAUUCGGGUAGAACGGUUUAUGUACUUUUAUUAUGUUUAUGUUUUUUGUUCACUCAUAUU